UGGAAAUAAAACAAAAAAGCAAGUUGUUAUCAGGGGUCAUAAAAGAUCAAAUGUUGGUCUCUUUUUCUUAUAAAUAUAAUACAAAUUUCCUUUCACACAAAAAAUAAAUAGGCAUGAAAGACUAGGUUCUGAUUGUGACCAAGGUUUUCAUAAUUGACAAAUAAUUAUCAGUUUACAGCCAGAGGAUGAGAGCAAUUUCAAUGGGAAACAUGUCUCAAGUUGAGAUGUUAAUAUUAUUAGUUUAUGGCUUGUUAGUUGCAAUUUCUGUUAACAGCAAUACUGUAGCUAUUCAAUGCUUGGCUUCUGAUCAGGAAGCUCUUAUAGACUUUAAAAAUGGGAUUGAGGAUUCUCACAACCGUCUCUCGUCGUGGAGAAGCAACAAUUGUUGUCAAUGGCAUGGAAUAUGCUGCGAUAACAUCACAGGUGCGGUCGUUGCAAUUGAUCUCCAUAACCCGUAUCGAAAACCAUAUCAUUCUUCUCCGAACAAGUAUGAAAUGUGGAACCUACGUGGUGAGCUAAGACCGUCUUUGAUGAAACUCAAAUCACUAAGGCAUUUAGACUUGAGCUUCAACACAUUCAGAGCAAUACCAAUACCUAAGUUUUUAGGAUCAUUAGUAAAUUUACAAUAUCUGAACCUUUCAAAUGCUGGAUUUGCUGGUUUAAUUCCACCCCAUUUGGGAAAUCUUUCUCACUUGCAAUCUCUUGAUCUCGGUGCUUUUAGAUUGCAUGUUGAAAAUCUACACUGGUUGGCUGGCCUUGUCUCUUUGAAACAUCUUGCCAUGGAUAGAGUUGACCUUUCAUCGGUGGCGAGAACAGAUUGGGUUAGUACACUGAACCAGCUACCUUCUUUAAUGAAAUUGCAUCUAUCUUCUUGCAAACUUUUUGGUCAUAUUCCAUCCCCCACAUCUCUCAAUUUUACUUCACUUGCUGUUUUAGAUCUUAGUUCUAAUAACUUUGUUUCAAAGAUACCUGAUUGGGUUGUAAAUAUUAGCACCCUAACACAUAUUGACAUAAGCAGUGGUGGUUUGUAUGGAAAAAUACCACUUGGUUUAAGAGACCUACCAAACUUAAAGUUUUUGAGUUUAGGGGGUAAUGGAAAUCUCACAGCCAAUUGUUCUCAACUCUUCAUGAGAGGAUGGAGAAAGAUAGAAAUGCUUGGUUUGUCAGGAAAUAAACUACAUGGGACACUUCCUUCAUCCUUUGGAAACUUGACUUCUCUCACUUACCUUGACCUCGGUUACAAUUCUAUUGAGGGUGGUAUUCCUAGUUCCAUUGGUAAACUCUGUAGGUUGAAAUAUUUUGGUUUAUCAACAAACAAUUUGACAGGAACUCUACCUGAAUUUCUUCAAGGAAUAGAUGAAUGUCCAUCUCGAAAACCUCUUCCUAAUUUGAUGUAUUUUAUCAUGGAAAACAACCAGUUAUAUGGUAAAAUCCCAGAUUGGUUAGUUGAGCUAGACAAUCUAAUUGGUAUCACUCUUGCAUAUAAUUUGCUUGAAGGUCCAAUUCCAGUUUCUAUAGGGUCACUGCCAAAUCUCAAUUACUUGAUACUUACAGGGAAUAAAUUAAAUGGUACUCUACCAUAUAGUAUAGGACAGCUUUCUAAGUUGUCACACUUAGAUGUUUCUUUCAAUCAAUUGACAGGAAUGGUAACUGAAGAACAUUUUUCAAGGCUGACAAAAUUGGAGACUGUGAUCCUAUCUUCCAAUUCACUCACGAUGAAUGUCAGUGCCAAUUGGAUACCGCCAUUCCAAAUAUCGUUUCUUCUUAUGGGUUCAUGUGUUUUGGGACCCUCUUUUCCACCUUGGCUUAAAUCACAAAAUAAGGUCGUUUAUUUAGACUUUUCAAAUGCUAGCAUUGUUGGUUUUAUACCAAACUGGUUUUGGGAUAUUUCCUCCGGCUCAGAAUUUUUAAACAUGUCACAUAAUGAGUUACAGGGUUGGCUUCCAAAUCCAAUGCAUGUGGGAUCUGAUUCUGAUGGAGUUGAUCUAAGCUUUAAUCUUCUUGAUGGACCAAUUCCUGUUAUAAAACCUGGAGUCGCGCUGCUAGAUCUCUCACACAAUCGCUUUUCUGGUACAAUCCCAUUAAACAUAUGUCAAUACAUGAAUCAUGUGGGAAUUUUAUCUCUUUCUCAUAAUCAACUCCAUGGAGAAAUACCAUUGUCUCUAGGAGAAAUGUCACCUUGUACUGUGAUAAAUCUUUCAGGCAACUACUUAACCGGAAGGAUCCCUGCCAGCUUUGCAAAUUGCCAUUUACUGGAUGUACUGGACCUUGGGAAUAAUAGUCUGUUUGGGACAAUUCCAGAUUCCUUGGGUGAGUUAAAACUACUAAGAUCACUACACCUUAAUGACAAUCACUUUUCAGGGGAUUUGCCGUCAUCUUUAAGAAAUUUGUCAAUGUUAGAAACUAUGGAUCUUGGAAACAAUGGACUGUCUGGUGUUAUUCCAACUUGGUUUGGGGAAGGUUUUCCAUUUCUAAGAAUUCUUGUUUUGAGGUCUAAUGAAUUUUCCGGUGAAUUGCCACCUAAUCUUUCAAAACUAGGCUCACUGCAAGUCAUCGACCUUUCCAAAAAUGACUUCACUGGAAGCAUUCCAACAAGCUUUGGUGAUUUGAAAGCUAUAGCCCAAGCACAGAAGAAAAAUAAAUACUUACUCUAUGGAGAUUCUGAAGAUCACUACUACAAAGAAAGUUUGAAUGUGUAUAUAAAAGACCGAAGAGUAGAGUAUACCAAGACUCUUUCCCUUGUUACUGGCAUAGACCUUUCUCAUAACAACUUCAUUGGAAAUAUUCCCAAUGAAAUAACAAAACUAUCUGGUUUGAUGAUUCUCAACUUGUCAAGAAACCAUAUAACUGGCAAAAUUCCUGAAACCAUGUCAAAUCUGCAUCAACUAGAAUCUCUUGAUCUCUCGAGCAACCGACUUUCUGGUAAGAUUCCUUUAAGUUUGCCUUCCUUGUCAUUUUGGGGCCUAAACUUGUCCCACAACAACCUUCAGGGUGUCAUUCCUUACACAGGCCAAAUGACAACCUUUGAUGCAUCAGCUUUUACUGGGAAUCCGAGUCUUUGUGGUCCUCCACUUCCGGUGAAGUGCUCAGGUCAUGAUGAUCUUAGUCAUGACUCUGAAAACGAUAUAACGUAUGAUAACUGGUUUUUAUUGAGUCUUGGUUUGGGGUUUGCAACAGGCACUCUAGUUCCUUAUUUUGUUUUAGCAAUGAAGAGAUCCUGGAGUGAUGCCUAUUUUGACUUUCUGGAUCAAUUUAUUGACAAAAUAUUAUUGAGGCUACGACACCGUCAAGGAAGAAAUCAUGGCCAAAGGAGGAAGAUUCAGCAUAGGCAGUAGUUUAAGAUAUACACGUGUUUGUGUAUCCGUCUCUUGUUUUAUGUACUAAAA
Messenger RNA from Medicago truncatula (barrel medic), 3386 nucleotides. Its product is annotated as receptor-like protein EIX2. The record is from RefSeq and is a predicted model, not a curated record. Gene Ontology annotation, molecular function: protein binding. NCBI's taxonomy places the organism in Eukaryota, Viridiplantae, Streptophyta, Magnoliopsida, Fabales, Fabaceae.